Messenger RNA from Plasmodium fragile, 393 nucleotides. RefSeq lists its product as uncharacterized. The record is from RefSeq and is a predicted model, not a curated record. The transcript has a single exon. NCBI's taxonomy places the organism in Eukaryota, Apicomplexa, Aconoidasida, Haemosporida, Plasmodiidae. The coding region runs from base 1 to 393 and encodes 130 amino acids.
AUGAAGCUUCUCUUAGCGUCCCGAUAUACUCUCUACAUAACGUUAUUAUUUGUCCUGUUAGUGCAUGCUACACUGGGAGAAAAGGACAUGAACAAUCAAGAUUUCGCUGAAACAGAACAUGCAGCCAGGGCAAUUAGGAAGCUAUUAAAUGGUGAAAUAGAUACUAUCAAAUUAGAAAAUGGCAAUGAACUAAAAAUAAGAUCAGGAGAUGACAAACAUGAUGCUCAUAAGAGAUAUAAUGACAAAACUGACUAUGCAUUUAUAGACAACUCCGAAGAAGAAAACGUUCAAACACAUUUAUUAAGAACAAAUGAAGCCGCAGAAGAAGGAAGCCAAAUAAUUGAAGAGCAAGAGGAUUUCUACAUAUUAGACAACGAAAGCAUUGAGCCAUAG